AUGGACAAUAGCAUGGAUGAUGUAUGGGGAUCUGAUUCCGAUAUUGAGAUAAGAAAAGAUGACGAAGAGCAACUCAGGUCAUAUGACUUAAGGAAACUAAGAGAAAUUCAUGCUAAAAGAGGGUAUCUUGAUGGUAUCGUUAGCUCAAAAGAGACCAACUUACAGCAAGGUUUUAAUGCUGGCUUCCCCACAGGUGCGCAGUUAGGAUUCCAAGUUGGUAAAAUCAUUGGAGUAUUGCAGGGUCUUAAAUAUAAAUAUGGAGAUGAGGACGAGGAAUUGAAACGAGAUUAUGAAUUAGCCAAGAGAGAAUUACUGAUUUCUGCGCUUCUCAGUAAAAGUAUAUUCACAGAAUCUUUUGAUCUUCCGAAUGGCCAUGCGGCUGUUGAUAAAUGGACUGAUAUUGUCGACAAAUACUCAAAUAAAUAUAAUGUCAUUAAAAAUUAA
Molecule: messenger RNA, 444 nt
Organism: Kazachstania africana CBS 2517
Lineage: Eukaryota; Fungi; Ascomycota; Saccharomycetes; Saccharomycetales; Saccharomycetaceae
Gene: YAE1
Product: Yae1p
Exons: 1
Coding region: 1-444 (147 amino acids)
Source: RefSeq, a predicted model, not a curated record